AUGCAAAGCGUCUCUUCUCCACCAACAUUGGAAAUUCAGCCAAAACUAGAGCCACUUUCCCCGAUUCCAACACCGCCGCCAGCAGAGCAGAUGCCAUCACCACCACCACAAGUUUCGAAAGUUCCCAUGGCCAUAGUCAAGCCUGAAUUCUCAUUGGUGCCAGUCCGAUCCGGUGUUCCAAUUUACCAUCUUGUUCACGAAGGACCAGCCCAACCUGGAUGGGAACUCAAGGGAGAAUGGACCACUUUCAAGAUCAACGAACCAAUCUAUUACAAAGACGACUACUUCAUGCUCAAACACAAUCAUUAA
Caenorhabditis briggsae is the source of this 309-nucleotide messenger RNA. The record is from RefSeq and is a predicted model, not a curated record. The transcript has a single exon. Bases 1 to 309 code for a protein of 102 amino acids. NCBI's taxonomy places the organism in Eukaryota, Metazoa, Nematoda, Chromadorea, Rhabditida, Rhabditidae.